Parnassius apollo (apollo) is the source of this 852-nucleotide messenger RNA. The record is from the annotation of a GenBank genome assembly. Lineage: Eukaryota; Metazoa; Arthropoda; Insecta; Lepidoptera; Papilionidae.
AUGCUAAGAAUUGUGCGCACCGUCAGGAUGGCGUUUGCUGGGACAAAUGUCAGUUUGUCCCAGUCGGAUAUAACGCAAAAACUGACGGAGCGCGUAGAUAAUCUGAAGCAGAGAAUCGCUGCUUGGGGAAAGCGAAUUCGGCGAAAUACCGAGAGGUCGACACGGUUCAACCAGAAUCGUCGCUUCCAGAGUGAUCAGAAGAGGCUCUAUGAAUCAUUGGAGCGACCAAUGGUAAGUGGAACGGGCCCAGCACCGAAUCAGGCCGACACUGUAAUAUUCUGGAGCGGCCUGUCGUCAGAGCCCGUAAACCAUAGCGAGAGCCCUUGGACGAAAGUUGUGGCGAGUCAGUGUGCGAGUAUAACGCCCAUGGACCCCGUCAUCAUAACAGCGGAUGACGUAGCUGGGGCGUUCCGUAGGGCCCCGAACUGGAAAAGUCCGGGACUCGACGGGCUGCAUCACUACUGGCUGAAGGGGUUCGUGGUGUGUCACACUGUGCUCGCCCGACAGUUUCAAGAGGCUCUCAACCAGAAGUCGCUCCCGAGCCUCUUCACUACUGGGAUCACCCAUUUUGUUCCUAAAGACCCCAAAAUACCGCCCCAUCCCGUGUCUACCGACCAUAUACAAAACACUAACAUCCAUUAUGAGUGCGAGAAUUACUCGUCACCUGGACUCAAAUCAGACGGUGAAAUGGUGAUCUUCAUAGGAAGAUGUAAAUGUUGCCUUAAUGACGGAGAUUUAAAAAAUUUGUGGACGCCUUAUACGUUUGAAGGAGAAACUGAAAUUUAUGGAAUGAUGUUGACAGAAUGUUUUGCUCUAUCAUGGGUUACUUUCGGUAAAGAAGCUGUCAUAUAA